Alligator mississippiensis (American alligator) is the source of this 2878-nucleotide messenger RNA. Its product is annotated as zinc finger protein RFP-like. NCBI's taxonomy places the organism in Eukaryota, Metazoa, Chordata, Crocodylia, Alligatoridae. The transcript has 8 exons. Gene Ontology annotation, molecular function: zinc ion binding; protein binding. The coding region runs from base 404 to 1885 and encodes 493 amino acids. The record is from RefSeq and is a predicted model, not a curated record.
UAGGGACGUGGAAGCCAAAGAUUAUCAUUUGGAGAUGGUCUCUCAACAGGGGGCUGUUGUGAGGCUGAGAGCUGGGCUGCAGGCGAAGCCGCUCUCCCCGACCGUCAAUACGAGGCUGUUCCUUCCCGACUCUGCGGCUGUCCCGAUCCCACAAGAAGGUCGUGGGGUGGGAAGUGCGCAGUGAAGGAGCAGCGGUCGCCGUGUUGCUGUUCAGUCUUGCGCUUUGUGCCAAGCUGCUGCUCCACAAAGGGUUACCAGAUCCCCCGCGAUCCCAAGACUGGAUCUUGACCCCGGCUCCUCCCAGCUCAGCAUCAUUAUUUCGCAGGAAGGAAACGGCACAGGGUGAGCCCAGCCCUGAGCUCAGGAAAGUGAAAGUAGCCCUGUGCCCUCCCAUCUCACAGCCAUGGCCACGGCGAGCGCUGUACAAAGCCUCCGGGACGAGGUGACCUGCUCCGUCUGCCUGGAGUUGUUCAGGGACCCGGUGAUGAUCGUGGGCUGCGGGCACAACUUCUGCCGAGCCUGCAUCGCCCAGUGCUGGGAGGGGGCCGAGACGGACGUCACCUGCCCCCAGUGCAGACAGACCUUUGCCCAGAGGCUCCUGGGCCCAAACAGGCAGCUGGGCAAUUUAGUCGAAGUGGUAAAGGGCCUGAGCGUGGGGUCAGCAGAGGGAGCCGGGGGCAAGAUGGUGUGCGAGCAGCACGGGGAGGCUCUGAAGCUCUUCUGCGAGACAGAGCAGGUCCUGAUGUGCGUGAUCUGCCGGGAGUCCCGGGCGCACCGAGCUCACCCCGCGGCUCCCAUCCAGGAGGCUGCGCAGCAGUUCAAGGAACAAAUUCAGACUCAGAUGCAGAUGCUAAGGGGGGAGAGGGAGAGGCUUGAAGCACUGCAAGGGAGUGAAAGCCAGAAACACCAGGAAUACCAGCAAAAGGCAGCAGCCGAGAGGCAGAAGGUUGUGGCUGCGUUUGAGCGACUGCGCCGGUUUCUGGAGGAGCAAGAGCGACUCGUGCUGGCCGAGCUGGGAGAGCUGGAGAGCAGCAUUGAGAAGAGUCAGGGGGAGACUGUCACCCAACUCUCCGAGGAGAUUUCCCAUCUCACCAACCUGAUCAGGGAGCUGGAGGGGAAGUGCCAGCAGGCCGCCAGUGACCUCCUGCAGGACACAAGGAGCACGCUGAGCAGGUGCAAGAAGGAGCCGUUCCAGCUGCCAGAGGGGAUUUGCCCAGAGCUGGAAACAAGACUCAGCAUCUUGUCUGGAGAAACACUUAUUCUACAGGAGACUCUGAAGAAGUUUCAAGAGACUCUGCCGUCCACCUUGGAGAAGGGCAAAAGGGUACCAGAGGGAUCAUACACAAAGGCGACGGUGACUCUGGAUCCAGACACGGCAAAUCCCCACCUCAUCCUGUCUGCGGAUCGGAGAAGUGUGAGAUGUGCAGACAAACGGCAGCCUGUGCCUGACAAUCCUGAGAGAUUUGAUGUGAACCAGUGUGUGCUGGGCCGGGAGGGAUUCACCUCCGGGAGACACUGCUGGGAGGUGCAGGUGGAGGUGGGGCAGAAGGACUGGGCCGUGGGGGUUGCCAGAGAGUCUGUGAGGAGGAAGGGAGGGAUCAGAUUUAGCCCCGAGGACGGGAUCUGGGUGGUGCAUUGCUGUUGGGAUCAGGUCUGGGCUCUCACGGCCCCUGCUCCCACCCGCCUGUCCCUGCGCCGGGCGCCCAGGAGGGUGCGGGUCUGUCUGGACUGUGCGGGGGGGCAGGUGUCGUUUCUCGAUGCUGACACCGAGGCCCCGAUCUUCACCUUCCCGCCGGCCUCCUUCGCUGGGGACAGAAUCCGGCCCUGGUUCUCGCUCUGGGUUUGGGCGAAGGGGCCUGGGCCUGAGCUGAGACUGUGCCAUUGAGUGAUGGGGAACAGCCGGGGAACGGACCCCCCACGCGGGGAAACGGGCCGCUCUGGCUUCCUACUCUCUGUGACCCCGGAGGAGUACCAUCUACCCACCCCGUCCCCUCCCCUCUGCCCCGGGAGCUGCCCAAGUGAAAGAUGCCGUCUGCGCUGACAAGCCCGUCCCGUUGCACCGACCAAUCAGUCCCGGCGCUCGGUGGUCCUGGGGGAGUCGAGCGCGGCCACCAGCACGGACCCUUGAGGACACCGCCCCAGCGAUGACUCUGAAACCCGUGCUAAGCUUGUGCCUGCUCACAAAAGUGAAAAUACAGAAUACGGAUGCUAACUGCAUGUUGCAAGAGGACGCGAGGUCAUGGCGAGGCCAUCCGAGAAGGGAUAAUGAAUUAUCUCCUCAGCUCAUCUUGCUCUAUUUAGGAUGAUUUCCUAGUGUCUGGUGUGUAACCACAUGAGAUGUCUAUCCUUGAUUAAUUAGUAUGGUAAAUAUUUCUUUUGCAAUUAGCUUGUGUUUAUGUGCAGGAAGAGACAUUCGCCGUAUGUGAUAGAUGUCUCCUCCUGAUUCAGUGUCUUUUUCCUGGCUGUGAAUCUGUUUCUUGAUAUGUUUCAAACCGGAUCACCUCUUGUUACCGAAGAAGGUAACUCAUUCGAAUUAGGAACUUCUGAUAACCAGUGAUGAGCAGGUUUUCCCUGUCAGUUAUUGCUUGGGAUCCUUUGAUUUGCAGAACUAAAAGAAUGCUUCGAAGAUGCUAAACUAAAGGGAGAAAAAGGCAGUAAAACAGCAAACAGCGCGUGCUUCAAGAGUGAGAAAUCUCUGUGACACCAAUUGCUGACGCACCUGACUUACUCCAGAAGUUGAAUAGAAACAGACCACUUCUUCAUCGCCUGUUUGGAGAGAAAUCAUCACCUUAUGGCUAAUUGCUGGACUUUGCAUUGACUUGGGCUCACUUGAGAUGAUUUUAAAUACUUAUAGUAAUUAAAGCCUUUCUGUCACUCA